GUUUCACAUCAAGUACCAGACUCCCCUUGGGUACUGCACUGCGUGCUCACCCAUUUUAUGUCCAGGUUUCUACCAUAAUUUCUAUUGACUCGGACGUCUUCGCCCAAUUGCCGCCCUGUCGGCUUCACCCUCUCUGUGUUCUUGGCAAUCAUAGUGUAACUUGAUUACCGUAGCAUGGCGAUCUGGGUGCAAAAGUGCCUAGCGGUCUUGCAGAGGUGUCUCCCCGGUCAUUCUAAUCGAUCAACAACUCUCCACAAUCUUGCUGUCAGCUUUCAUGUCAAAUUUGACCAGCAUGGCACCCUGGCUGACCUUGAUGAGGCCAUUGAGCUCUAUCGGACUGUACUACUCCUUCGUCCCCCUGGUCAUUCUGUUCGAUCAGUGUCUCUCAACAAUCUUGGCCUCUGCCUUCAUGAAAGAUUCAAGCAGCGGGGCGUCCCGUCUGACCUUGACGAGGCCAUCGAGCUCUACCGGGCUGCACUACUCCUUCGUUCCCCCGGUCAUUCAUUUCGAUCAUCGUCUCUGAACAAUCUUGCAAACAGCCUUCAUGACAGAUUCGAGCAGCGGGGCGUCCCGUCUGACCUUGACGAGGCCAUCGAGCUCUAUCGGGCUGCGCUACUCCUUCGUCCCCCCGGUCAUUCACUUCGAUCAUCGUCUCUCAACAAUCUUGCCAUCAGCCUUAAAGACAGAUUCAAGCAGCGGGGCGUCCCGUCUGACCUUGACGAGGCCAUCGAGCUCCAUCAUGCUGCACUGCUCCUUUGUCCCCCUGGUCAUUCUGAUCGAUCGUUGUCUCUCAACAAUCUUGCCAUCAGCCUCAAAGACAGAUUCGAGCAGCGGGGCGUCCCGUCUGACCUUGACGAGGCCAUCGAGCUCCAUCGGGCUGCACUACUCCUUCGUCCCCCCGGUCAUUCACUUCGAUCAACGUCUCUCAACAAUCUUGCAAACAGCCUUCAAAACAGAUUCGAGCAGGGGGGCGUCCCGUCUGACCUUGACGAGGCGAUCGAGCUCCAUCGGGCUGCACUACUCCUUUGUCCCCCCGGUCAUUCUGAUCGAUCAUCAUCUCUCAACAAUCUUGCCAUCAGCCUUCAUGACAGAUUCGAGCAGCGGGGCGUCCCGUCUGACCUUGACGAGGCCAUCGAGCUCCAUCAUGCUGCAUUACUCCUUUGUCCCCCCGGUCAUUCUGAUCGAUCAUUGUCUCUCAACAAUCUUGCAAACAGCCUUCAAAACAGAUUCGAGCAGCGGGGCGUCCCGUCUGACCUUGACGAGGCCAUCGAGCUCCAUCGGGCUGCACUACUCCUUCGUCCCCCCGGUCAUUCUGAUCGAUCAUCGUCUCUCAACAAUCUUGCAAACAGCCUUCAUGACAGAUUCAAGCAGCGGGGCGUCCCAUCUGACCUUGACGAGGCCAUCGAGCUCCAUUAUGCUGCACUACUCCUUCGUUCCCCCGGUCAUUCACUUCGAUCAUCGUCCCUCAACAAUCUUGCCAUCAGCCUUCACGACAGAUUCGAGCAGGGGGGCGUCCCGUCUGACCUUGACGAGGCCAUCGAGCUCCAUCGGGCUGCACUACUCCUUCGUCCCCCCGGUCAUUCUGAUCGAUCAAUGUCUCUCAACCAUCUUGCCCUCGCCUUUCGAGACAGAUUCAAGCAGCGGGGCAUCCCGGCUGACCUUAAUGAGGCAUUUGGACUGUAUGCGCAAGUCUCUCAUAUAUCUCAUGCAGUCUCUCAUAUGGAUCUUACUGCUGCCAAGUCAUGGGCCACCUCUGCCGAGGAGAUGAACCACGACUCUGCAUUGCUUGCCUAUCAAACUGCAUUGAAAUUCCUAGAUCAGCGUGUUACUAUAUUGUCGACUUCUCCACGCCAUUUUGAUGUCGUCAGGAUGGCCACCGCUUCACUUUCCAUGGACGCUUUCUCGUGCGGUGUUCGUCAUGGCAAGCUGGCGACUGCUGUAGAACUGGUAGAGCAAGGCCGUGCAGUAUUCUGGACCCAGUUGGCACGCUUAAGCUCACAAAUCGAUGAACUGUCCCAGUCCGGUGACACUGGCGCGGCCUUGGAGGGAGAGUUCAAGCAGCUGAGCUUUCGCCUUCGUAGCGCGUUUGAUCGGUCUACUGAAGAUCAGUCCCCGGAAAUCCGACAACUGACCAUGCAAUGGGAUGAUGUCGUCUCCCGCAUCCGCAUGCUGCCUGACUUUUCUCGUUUUCUCCUGCCUCCCCUUUUCUCCGACUUACAAAAGGCGGCUGAAGAAGGUCCUGUCAUUAUCGUCAAUGCAAGCCGGUAUGGCUGUGACGCCUUGAUUAUCUUCAGCGCACAAGAUCCUGUCCACGUUCCGCUUGAUAUCGCGCGGAGCGAAGUCUCCGAAUUGUCUUCUGAGUUUCAGUCCCUCGCAGAGGAAUUUGGUGCUAUUGAUUGUCAAAACAAGCUUGCCAGUAUCCUCCGCGAGCUUUGGAGACGUGUUGUUGAUCCAGUGGUCCGAGCGCUUGAGGUGUCUGGAGUUCACCGUCACUCGCGUAUCUGGUGGUGUCCCACUGCUGAGUUCACGCUUCUUCCUCUACAUGCAGCAGGACCGUACGAGAAGAAAAAAGACAAUUUUUCUCAGAUUUACAUCUCCUCUUACACCCCCACUUUGACGACACUCAUUAGGGCGAGACAGCGGGUUUCUCGAGAGACAUCCGCACAGAAUUUUGUUGCCAUCGGUCAAGCGAAUCCGGACAGAGGGAAGGAACUUCGUCAUGUCGCUCCUGAGUUAGCCAUCGUCGCUCAACGUCUCAAGCCCGUAGUCUCUUUCACAUCGCUCGAGGAUAGCGAAGCAACAGUCCAAGGUGCACUUAAUGCACUAAACCAUAAUCAGUGGCUCCAUCUAGCCUGCCAUGGAAUGCCGCAUCACACACAACCGUUCGACUCUUCCUUCGCAAUGCGCGAUGGGCCGUUGAUGAUCAAGGACAUCAUCCGAUCCAACUGGCAGAACCCGGAGUUUGCAUUCUUAUCGGCUUGCCACACUACCGUAGGCCACGAAAAGAGUCACGACGAGUUGAUCCAUCUAGCUGCAGCAAUGCAAUUCUCCGGAUUUCGCAGUGUCAUAGGUUCCAUGUGGUCUGUCGACGACGAGGUUGCACGGCAGGUUGUAACUGGUUUUUAUAGCAACCUGGUCGAUGGAUCAGGGAGAUUGGACUGCACACGCGCUGCGGUAGCUUUGCACAAGGCUAUGAAAUCGUUACGCAAGAAGAUUCCACUAGAACAGCAGAUCGUCUUUAUUCACAUAGGGGUCUAG
Molecule: messenger RNA, 3258 nt
Organism: Suillus clintonianus
Lineage: Eukaryota; Fungi; Basidiomycota; Agaricomycetes; Boletales; Suillaceae
Product: TPR-like protein
Exons: 2
Coding region: 175-3258 (1027 amino acids)
Molecular function (GO): protein binding
Source: RefSeq, a predicted model, not a curated record